AUGGCUGGGUUGAAGCCCCAGAUCUGUCCAGGGCUGACACUGCCCAAGGUGAAGGGAAGGUGUGCUCCAGCACUGGCCGGCUUCUUCUUCCUCCUGUCGGUGGCUAUGAUCGGCUGCUUUCUGUGGCAGUACCACCUCCGGAAGGCAGGGCUCGGUGCCUCUGUCAUGGAAGUGACCUCAGAAACUGUGAGGAUGUGUCCCCGUUAUCCAGAACCCGUGCCCCUAGAGCAUCCCCUCCCUGUGUUGAAGGAGGCCCUGGAGAAGGUGGACAAAAUUCUGCGGCAAACUGCCUCGGGCCUCAAGGCCAUGUCUGCUGUGGUGAUUUACAAUGACACUGUGCUGUGGACUGGGAACUUUGGCAGGAGGAAUGGCUCAGACAGGGCCUCAGGGCCCCCCAGCGAAUAUACCAUCUACCGGAUUGCCAGCAUCUCCAAGAUCUUCCCCACGCUCAUGCUGUACCGUCUGUGGGAGGAAGGCAUAGUAGUGUCCCUGGAUGACCCCCUUGAGCGUUAUGCCCAAGGCUUCAGGAUCAAAAACCCACUUGGAGCAGGGCCGCGCCCCGUCUGGGAAAGCCUGAUGGAUGGGCUGGAGAAGGGGGCCCCACCCCUCAAACCUACGACAGUAACGCUCCGAAGAAUGGCGAGUCAGCUUUCAGGGCUACCCAGGAGACUCCGCUCAACCACCCUGCUGUGGCGGGGAAGCACAGAGGAUGCCCUGGCUCUCCUGAAGGAUGACGUCCUGGUGGCUGACCCUGGAACCAGAAGUCUCUGCUCUUAUUCCAGGUGUCAUUACAGCACUCUGGCCUUCUCCCUGCUGGCCCACGUGUUGGCCAGGCACACCAACAACGGGGACUACCAGCAGUGGGUGUCUGAGAAUAUCCUGGAUCGGCUGGGGAUGGAGGACACAGGCUUUGACCUUGUGCCCUGGGUGCAGGCCCGGAUGGCUUCAGGCUUCUAUGGCAGUGGGCAUCCAGCCCCACUCUAUGACCUUGGCUGGUACCGCCCCUCUGGUCAGAUGUAUUCCACACCUGCUGACUUGGCCAAGCUGGCAAUGGUGCUCCUUGGAAGUGCCCCCCAGGGUGUCUUGGCACCAGAUACGCUUAAGACCAUGCUGACUCCUCUCCUCACCUGUCCUGGGACCUACUUUGCCAACCAGACAGGCACACCAUGGGAAUUCCACGCCCAGCGGGGAUAUAGCAUUGUCCGGAAGGACGGGGACCUGGAUGGCUACGCGGCUACCUUUUCCCUGGUCCCUCAGCUGAAGCUCAGCUUCAUUGUGCUCAUGGCUGGGCCCCGUCCGCCUGGGCUGGACCUGGUGACCCAAGUGUAUGAUAUCCUCAUCCCCGCCAUGGAGAUAGCCUUCCGGGAAGUUGAGGGGAGCCUGGCACCACCGCCUACCCCUGGCCCUUACUUGGGCUUCUACACCUAUGCCAACCUUACCUUCUAUGAGAUCCUCCUAGGGCCCUCAGGGGUCCUUUGCAUGCGGCAGUUUGGACCCCAAGUGGAGAAGCUGAUCCCAGCCAAGUUCCAGACCCUGAAGCUGCAUCACCUGCAGGGCCGGGUCUUCCAGGUGGUUGUGGACAAAGAGUUCCCCUGUGUCCUGCCCCUGGGGGCAGCCUGGCUUCCCUUGGAGACUCAGCAUGGCCAGCUCCUCAACUUUUAUCCCUUUGACCAGAGGGGGCUCUCACCAGGCUUUGAUGUUCCUGGCUUGAACACGUACAAAGUCCUUCGGAUGGCUCAGAAACCUGUCUUCCAUACUUCAGUUUGA
Molecule: messenger RNA, 1767 nt
Organism: Phascolarctos cinereus (koala)
Lineage: Eukaryota; Metazoa; Chordata; Mammalia; Diprotodontia; Phascolarctidae
Source: RefSeq, a predicted model, not a curated record